AUGUGGCUGGGAAGUUCCGGGGUUUCUCUUUCCCUGCUUUCCGUGGCUCGCCCUGUGUUUAGAAGGCUCACCUUUGCCUGGCUGCCUGGAAGUCGCCGUGGCUGUAGGUCGAUGAUGGCAAGUGAUGAGUGCGAGGUUCCCACUCGGGACGCCAGAGACCCCGGCUGCCCAGAGGAGCCGCAGGUGCAGCCACUUCAGGGAGGUGUUGAGGCGGGAAGGGAGCAGCGGCCUCCGGCCGGGGAGAAAGAACAGGCUCCAGUUCCGGUCUUGGCCCGAAGCUCGGGCGGGCGGAAGAAGCGGCGGGGCCAGGUCAGCGGGGAGCGCUUCGUGCCGCCCCCGAAGAAGCGGCGGGCUGGGGUCAGCUUCAGCGACCAUCACUUCGCCGAAACCAGCUACUAUUUCGAAGGCGGGCUGCGCAAGGUGCGGCCUUACUACUUCGACUUUGAGACCUAUUGCAAGGGCCGCUGGGUGGGCCGCAGCUUGCUCCACGUCUACAGUACCGAGUUUCGUGCCCACUCUCUAGCUUAUUAUGAGGCGGCCGCCCAGGCUGGCCGCCUGCGCCUCAACGAGCAGCCUGUGCGAGACCUCGGCGUUAUCCUUAAGGACAAUGACUUCCUCCGGAACACCGUCCACAGACAUGAGCCCCCUGUGACUGCAGAGCCUAUCCGUCUCCUAGCUGAGAAUGAUGAUGUAGUCGUGAUAGACAAGCCCUCCUCCAUGCCCGUUCAUCCUUGUGGUCGCUUCCGCCAUAACACUGUCAUCUUUGUCCUGGGCAAGGAGCACCAGCUUAAGGAGCUGCACCCUCUGCAUAGAUUAGACCGACUCACCUCAGGAGUGCUCAUGUUUGCCAAGACGGCUGCUGUCUCCGAGCGUAUCCAUGAACAAGUUAGAGAUCGACAGUUGGAGAAAGAAUAUGUGUGCCGGGUGGAAGGAGAAUUCCCUUCGGAAGAAGUCACCUGCAAGGAGCCCAUCUUGGUAGUGUCCUACAAAGUGGGACUGUGCCGUGUGGACCCUCGGGGCAAGUCCUGUGAAACUGUGUUCCAGAGGCUAAGUUACAAUGGUCACUCUAGUGUGGUACGCUGCCGGCCUCUUACUGGCCGCACACAUCAAAUCCGAGUACACUUGCAGUUCUUGGGCCACCCUAUCAUCAAUGACCCCAUCUAUAACACAGCAGCUUGGGGCCCUGCCCGGGGCCGGGGUGGCCAUAUUCCCAAGACUGAUGAUGAGCUACUACGGGACCUGGUGGAAGAACACCGGGCCAAACAGAGCCUGGAUAUUCUGGAUCUCUUUGAAGGGGACCUACCCCCAGAUCUUAAACCUCCCUCAGAUCCCCUUCUCAAGCAAGACUUGAAAGAGCCAAAGGCAACCACAAGAGACCCAGAGGAGCCAAACCAAACAGCCCCCCUUGAUUUGAACACCAAAGAGGUGACCCCUGGGGAGGCAGCUGGUUCAGGGCUUAAGGAAAGAGAGAUAGAUCCUCUCUGUGAUGAAUGCCGGUUGGUGAGACAAGAUCCCUUGCCUCAGGAGCUGGUAAUGUACCUUCAUGCCCUACGUUAUAAAGGACCUGGCUUUGAGUAUUCUUCACCCAUGCCUGCUUGGGCACAAGAUGAUUGGAAAGAAGACUAAGGGAGUCAGUGGGGAGCCACUGAAGAUUCUUGAGCAGAA
This is a messenger RNA of Gracilinanus agilis (Agile Gracile Mouse Opossum), 1665 nucleotides long. It is a transcript of the gene RPUSD2, whose product is annotated as RNA pseudouridine synthase domain containing 2. Gene Ontology annotation, molecular function: RNA binding; pseudouridine synthase activity. Gene Ontology annotation, biological process: pseudouridine synthesis. The coding region runs from base 1 to 1626 and encodes 541 amino acids. The transcript has 4 exons. The record is from RefSeq and is a predicted model, not a curated record. NCBI's taxonomy places the organism in Eukaryota, Metazoa, Chordata, Mammalia, Didelphimorphia, Didelphidae.